Messenger RNA from Grosmannia clavigera kw1407, 1086 nucleotides. RefSeq names its product caf1 family ribonuclease. NCBI's taxonomy places the organism in Eukaryota, Fungi, Ascomycota, Sordariomycetes, Ophiostomatales, Ophiostomataceae. Gene Ontology annotation, molecular function: RNA binding; poly(A)-specific ribonuclease activity. The coding region runs from base 1 to 1086 and encodes 361 amino acids. The transcript is spliced from 5 exons. Gene Ontology annotation, cellular component: cytoplasm. The record is from RefSeq and is a predicted model, not a curated record. Gene Ontology annotation, biological process: nuclear-transcribed mRNA poly(A) tail shortening.
AUGGAUGUCUAUUUCACCACAUUUUGGCGAUUCUUGCCUUCCAUUCUCGAGGAGAUCUCCGACGCCGAGUAUGUUGCCAUUGACUUUGAGAUGACUGGCAUCAAGCUUCGGACUGCAGACAAGCAUUACAGAGCUACUACUCAAGAGGAAAUAUACCAGCAAAGAAUGGUCGACCGCUUGCUGGUGGUCUCUUAUUCCUCACUCCUUUUCUUGAAGUACAACGGAAAUCGGCUGGAGGAUUCAUAUUUUGAUGGCAUCCCCUAUCUCAGCCGCGAGGACGAAACGAAUACCAGUAAUGCGUUCCUCUGUAUGGACAAAGACCCUAGCAGAGACGAUAUCGAUCUUGAGAUUCAAGAUGAAGAAACCAAAGCUUUCUAUAACGAAACUAAAAGGCUUGUCAGACUCUGGGACGAGGACCCCGAAGGCGAUAAUUAUCUCAACGUUUCCAACCCGUAUGGAGACCGCAUCAACCGGUUUCAGCAACGCCUGGUGCAUCAAUUGCUACACAAUGAGUUUCCUGGAAAGUUCCGGGGCUACUGCAAGUUCAACACAUUCAUGCAGAUUUCGAAAGUACAGGACCAGGCUGAUAUGAAAUUGGUUGGGGGUGACUUUGCCAUGGAUGCUGCAGACGUUGCUGAGCUAGAUGACGAUGCCACAAGCCGCAACAGCCUGAGGACCCAACUAAAACGCUGCGAGUGGAAGUUAAAGCAGCGGCAACCAGUGCUUGUCGGCCACAAUAUGCUUGUAGAUCUCUGCUUCCUGUACCGGACAUUCUUUGAAACACUGCCUGAAAAUUUAUCAGACUUUAGCCACAAGAUCCACGAGCUUUUCCCCCGGAUCGUCGACACAAAAAAUCUUGUGGCUCGAGGCGGACACGAUAUGCACACGGUAAACAAUCUUCAACAACUAAGUACAGAAGCAAACAAGCUGCGCAAGCCAGUGAUUUUGCGUUCACACCAACGGGGCCGUACCGGUUACAAGGACGAUAGUGCUCAUCAUGCGGGGCGAAGAAACGGCACCGUCUUCGCCCACACCAGCUUCCAGUCGCCGCAAAACUUGUCCGAGAUUGCCUCCCUGGGAAAGUGA